Messenger RNA from Clunio marinus, 201 nucleotides. NCBI's taxonomy places the organism in Eukaryota, Metazoa, Arthropoda, Insecta, Diptera, Chironomidae. The record is from the annotation of a GenBank genome assembly.
AUGACACAAUUAACUCUACAUACAGUUUCAACUUUUACAGAAGUUCAUCCAAUGCUGACUCAUUUUGAAAUGAUUAUAACGACGAAGGCUCUUAGAACUUCUGAUCCAAAAUUUUUUAAGCAUAAAGGACCACCUUUAAAUAACUUGGACACAAGCCUAAACUCAAACUUAAAAAGGAGAAGUAGAAGAAUAGUGAAUUGA